Messenger RNA from Vicia faba (fava bean), 888 nucleotides. Lineage: Eukaryota; Viridiplantae; Streptophyta; Magnoliopsida; Fabales; Fabaceae. The record is from the annotation of a GenBank genome assembly.
AUGAGUUCGUUCGUUUUUUUCUUUACUUUUACGUUGGAGGGGGAGCUUUCAAAGGCGGUUACAUCUUCUUUCUUAACUUUGGUUCCCAAGUGUCUGAAUCCUAUCGGUUUGGAUAAUUAUACACCUAUUUGUUUAGUGGGUUGUAUGUACAAAGUGGUAGCUAAAGUGUUGGCGGGGCGUUUGAAACGGGUUUUGAAUUCUAUUAUUUCUCCUUGCCAAAGUGCUUUUGUGGCGGGUAGACAAUUGUUAGAUGGUGUUAUGGUGGCUAACCAAGUGGUUGAUUAUGCUAGAAAAGAGGAUGGUAAUUGUCUCCUUUUUAAAGUGGACUUUGAGAAAGCGUACGAUAAAGUGGAAGAAAGCAAUUUUACUUUUCUUGGUAUUCCUAUAGGAAUUAAUCCAAGGAAGGCUUCUUCUUGGCUUCCUCUCAUGACUAAGAUGAGAAAUCGUUUAGCGGGAUGGAAGAACCGUUUUCUCAAUCUUAGAGUCUCUAAUAGUAGGUUUCAUAUUCGUAAUGGUUUCACUACUCCUUUUUGGGAGGCUAAGUGGAUUGACGACAACCCUUUGACGGAGAUUUUUCCGGAUUUGUUUGCGGCUUCUUGCUUGAAGAGAGUAUCGGUGGCGGUGGCUUCUUAUUAUGAUUGUUUUGCUAGUUUCCGAACUCCUCUCGGUCCGCCUAAUAGACAUGACGUGGCGUUAGAGGUCAGUGUUAUCAAUGGCGGAUGGCAGUCCAUGGCGGAUAGCCUAAAUCCCGCCAUAUCGGGUCGCUUUGCGGCGCCGCUAUUGCGGAUUAUGGCGGAAAAACGUGCAAUAGCAAGCGGUAUUUACCAUUGCGGCAGGCCCAAAACCGCCAUGUAUAUCCGCCACAACGGCCAUGGCGGGGCAAUUUGA